This is a messenger RNA of Apiotrichum porosum, 1353 nucleotides long. RefSeq lists its product as uncharacterized. Lineage: Eukaryota; Fungi; Basidiomycota; Tremellomycetes; Trichosporonales; Trichosporonaceae. Bases 1 to 1353 code for a protein of 450 amino acids. The record is from RefSeq and is a predicted model, not a curated record. Gene Ontology annotation, biological process: lipid metabolic process. The transcript has 3 exons.
AUGCUCACACCCAACUCUACAAUCGCAACCAUGUCCUCAUGGGGCAAGGGGCCCUUUGGGCCUCUCAACCCUGUCCACGAACACAUCAUGCGGAACGCUGAGGACAUCCAACCCGCGGCCUUGGUUUGGUGGGCGGUGGGGACGGCCCCACUGGUGGGGCAGGCUUGGUUCAUCCUCGCUCCCAACACUCGUCCCGUACGCGCUGCUCUUGCCGCUGCGGGCGUAUCUCUCUUGACCCACGCGUUCAUGUCAUACCGCUUCCUCGACCCGCAUAAGAACCUUAUGAACAACUUCUUUGGCUUUGUCUGGCUCUACAUCAUCAUCAAGUACGUCGAAUGGGGCAUGCUCGAGGGCCCCAUCGUCGACCCGUGGAUGAAGAAGGGCCGGUCACGGCCCAUGGCAGCCAUCGACCUGCUGUUCAACGUCCGCAACGUCUACCUCGGCAGCAUUGGUCUUGACAAUGGCAUGGGCCCGCCCAAUGCGACCGUCAAGGACAUUGUCGUCGCUUCCCACCUCCCACGCCCCUGGCGACCGCUCCCCAGGUGGCUCACCAUCCUACGCCACCUGUACGCCUUUGGCUGGCGCAUCCUUGGGGCUGACGUCAUUUACGCCAUGAUUGAGCGAGUCGGCAAGGACACCAUCUGCUAUCCCGGUGGCAUGCCUGGUGGUGGGGCGGUGGACUCGUUUGUCACACACACUGCAGUGACAAUGUUCCCCGGGACCCAGAUCCAGUACGAACUCCCGUCCCUGUUGCUCACUGCGCUCGUGUGCCUCGUGGUUCCCGCCGUGAUCUGGCUCCAGCUGGGAUGGAUCUACCACCUCUUGGCAGCUGUUUGUGUCUCGAGCGGUCUAUGGGAGGUCUCCUCGUGGGACGUGCCCAUCUUCGACUCACCACUGCGUCUCGACUCGAUCAUGGCGUUCUGGGGGCGCAGGUGGCACGGCGUGGUCCGCCACGAGUUCACCAUCCUCAGCGUCAUCCUCGAGCGCAUGCUCUUCAUCCCGGCUCACUCCCUUCUCAGGGUGACACUCGUCUACCUCAUCUCUGCAGCCUUCCACAUCGUCGGCCAGCUGAGCAUGGACCCCGUCCCAGACCCGACCGGUAUCGCAAUGAUCUUCAUUCUCUCGGCAGUCGGGUGCGGCCUGGAACUGUCAUGGAAGAGGGUCACUGGCCAGCGCGUCGAGGGCUUCCUCGGCCGUCUGUGGGUCUACCCAUACAUGAUCUGGGCGGUGCGCGCUGCCACCGAUGGCUGGAUCGACGCAGGAUUCCUGGCGGGCCCACCGUUCGGGAUGGGGAGGGUCGUCAACGACUGGCUGACGACCUGGAUGUAUCACGACCACGCCCGCUCCAUUUAA